GGGGCUCAGCGCAGCGGCCACUGCGCGAGGCGACGCUGCAGUUUCGGCUCCAGACAUGCUGCUGCUCAAGAAACAGACGGAAGACAUCAGCAGCGUCUAUGAGAUCCGGGAGAAGCUCGGCUCGGGCGCCUUCUCUGAGGUGGUGCUGGCCCAGGAGCGGGGCUCCUCACACCUUGUCGCCCUCAAGUGCAUCCCCAAGAAGGCCCUUCGAGGCAAGGAGGCCCUGGUGGAGAACGAGAUCGCAGUGCUCCGCAGGGUCAGCCACCCCAACAUCGUGGCUCUGGAGGACGUCCAUGAGAGCCCUUCCCACCUCUACCUGGCCAUGGAGCUGGUGACAGGGGGCGAGCUGUUCGACCGCAUCAUGGAGCGUGGCUCCUACACAGAGAAGGAUGCCAGCCACCUAGUGGGCCAGGUCCUCGGUGCUGUCUCCUACCUGCACAGCUUGGGCAUCGUGCACCGAGACCUCAAGCCUGAAAACCUCCUCUAUGCCACGCCCUUUGAGGACUCCAAAAUCAUGGUCUCCGACUUUGGCCUCUCCAAAAUCCAGGCUGGCAACAUGCUAGGCACCGCCUGUGGGACCCCCGGAUACGUGGCCCCGGAGCUCUUGGAGCAGAAACCCUACGGGAAGGCUGUGGAUGUGUGGGCCCUGGGUGUCAUCUCCUACAUCUUGCUGUGUGGGUACCCCCCUUUCUACGACGAGAGCGAUCCUGAACUCUUCAGCCAGAUCCUGAGGGCCAGCUACGAGUUUGACUCUCCCUUUUGGGAUGACAUCUCAGAAUCAGCCAAAGACUUCAUCCGGCACCUUCUGGAGCGAGACCCCCAGAAGAGGUUCACCUGCCAGCAGGCUUUACAGCAUCUUUGGAUCUCUGGGGAUGCGGCCUUUGACAAGGACAUCCUGGGCUCAGUUAGUGAGCAGAUCCAGAAGAAUUUUGCCCGGACCCACUGGAAGCGAGCGUUCAAUGCCACCUCCUUCCUGCGCCACAUCCGCAAGCUGGGGCAGAGCCCAGAGGGUGAGGAGGCCUCGGAGAGGAGGAUGGCCCGCCACAGCCACCCUGGCCUCCAGUCCGGCCAGCCCCCCAAGUGGUGA
This is a messenger RNA of Callorhinus ursinus (northern fur seal), 1087 nucleotides long. RefSeq names its product pregnancy up-regulated nonubiquitous CaM kinase (gene PNCK). Gene Ontology annotation, molecular function: ATP binding; calcium/calmodulin-dependent protein kinase activity. Gene Ontology annotation, biological process: protein phosphorylation. NCBI's taxonomy places the organism in Eukaryota, Metazoa, Chordata, Mammalia, Carnivora, Otariidae. The record is from RefSeq and is a predicted model, not a curated record.